Cylicocyclus nassatus is the source of this 960-nucleotide messenger RNA. NCBI's taxonomy places the organism in Eukaryota, Metazoa, Nematoda, Chromadorea, Rhabditida, Strongylidae. The record is from the annotation of a GenBank genome assembly.
AUGACGACAUCAGAACCAAACACCAAGAAUUCACCAUUCCUCUCGCUUUUCCAUCGCAAAAAACGUGUGAACGGCACGAAAUCUAGCGACGAUCUGAAGGCCGCCGCCAUGGGACCGCCUAAGGAACAGGCACCUCCUGUCCCAGUGACGGAGAGGAAAUCUGAGAAGAAGCACGAGUCUAACACACUUCCUGCAAAGCUGGAUACAAAGAAGAAGAAACAGAAACCAGUGUGGGAACAAACAAAGUCCCAGUCGUUCGACGUGCUCCUCGAGGAAGACCCUGCAGUGCUUGUAGAAGCGUUGGAGACGAUAGCAGCAGAACAACCACUUGUAGCCAGAAGCAUUCCAAAACAUGCUAAAAUUACAAAAAGAGAGGACAAAAGCAUGAGGAAUUGCUUAUACGAGCAAGAGGUGUACGAUUCGAUGCUUUUUGACUCACUUCGUGUAUGCGAUCUUCUGCAAACCCACCUGGAUGAGUGCAUCAGUUCGGUAAGAGCGAAGAGCCCGGAGAAUUGCCUUGACAUCUCACAGGACGGAAGAGACUCUGGAAGGGGUGCUUCAUCUGCCUCAUCAACUAUCUCGAUUUACGAAAACCAUGACUUGUCAUUGAAAGUUUCGGGUUCUAUACUGGCAGUGGUCAUCGUCGACGAUUGAUCGCUAUAUUCCGCAAUACAUUCAAGACGUCUUCCUCAUAUAUUAUUUUUCAGUCUCAUUACUCUCCAUUUCACGCAUAUUGAACCAGUGAGCUUCAGCAUUUCCUUCUUGCUUUUCUGUCUGACCGUCUUUUACCUCUUAGUUCAAUUUCAAAGAGCUUUACGAUUCACCAUUUUGUAUAUCGGCUCUUUCUUUGCUUUGUAUAUGUACUGAACGCGCCCACGAUGUAAAUUAGUACUUAUCGGUGUACUAGUGGCAGUUUACCACAAAUGGUCUAAACCUCUGUAAAUAAAGCUUUAAGAUGGG